UGCUCGCACGCAACAAUGAAUCGCUUCUCGAUCAUCGUUCUUUUGUGCCUUUACACUUCUUUCAAAAUCGCUGAAAGUCAAACCACACCUACUUGCACGGAGAUAGGUUCUUUCGAGAUCUUCGAUGGAACUUGCAGAAAUUACUAUAUAUGCGUGGAUGAUGGCGCGAAUCUCAAUCCAGUGAUAUUGUCGUGCGCCAAUUCUUUCAUAUUCGUUGCUGAUCAAGGUAGAUGCGUGUCUGAAAGCACAGCUACGUGCCAACAAACGACAACAGCAGCACCAUUGACCACAACCACCUCAGCACCACUCUGUAGUAGAUACGGCAGAUUCCCGAUACAGGAUGUGAAUUGUAAGAGUUAUUACUUAUGCUACUGGAACGGCACCAAUUACACUAUAAUGGAUAAUCUCUCGUGCCCGAAUACGCUGGUAUUCAAUCCAACAUCAGAAAAAUGUGUAUCGCCACAGACGUUCACAUGUCAGGGAUAACCACACAUAAGGAUAAUAGAAUAUUACAAUUAUACUGCAUACGUUUGUAGUCUAUAAGAUGCUAAUGUACUUCUACAAAAUCAUCGUGUAUCUUAAUGUAAAAAUAUUAUUAAUUAUUAAAUUGUUUAUCAA
Mycetomoellerius zeteki is the source of this 618-nucleotide messenger RNA. RefSeq names its product probable endochitinase. Gene Ontology annotation, cellular component: extracellular region. The record is from RefSeq and is a predicted model, not a curated record. The coding region runs from base 16 to 486 and encodes 156 amino acids. Gene Ontology annotation, molecular function: chitin binding. The transcript has a single exon. NCBI's taxonomy places the organism in Eukaryota, Metazoa, Arthropoda, Insecta, Hymenoptera, Formicidae.